Molecule: messenger RNA, 1897 nt
Organism: Danio aesculapii
Lineage: Eukaryota; Metazoa; Chordata; Actinopteri; Cypriniformes; Danionidae
Gene: slc25a1a
Product: solute carrier family 25 member 1a
Exons: 9
Coding region: 101-1180 (359 amino acids)
Biological process (GO): mitochondrial citrate transmembrane transport
Source: RefSeq, a predicted model, not a curated record
AUAGCGCGAUUGUGUUGUCUCCGUCCGAUUGGACAGACGCAUCCAGCGCGGCGUCACACAGUAGAGAUUUCCACACUGUACGCUCAAAACAUCAGCAAACAUGUCGUCUUUGUAUAAACCGUUUUCUGUUUCGGAAGGGCCGUGCAAAGAUGCGAUACUGAGACGAGGAUGCGCGCCGCUACAGCAUCCUGCGGCGCCGACCCGGAUUCCCUCCGCUGGCGGGGGCUCGAAGCGCACUUUUACCCCAAUUCCCAACAUUUAUCCGGGCCAAAGGACUCUAGCGGCCGCUGCUAUAGGAGGGAGAAAGAUCACGCAUCCGUGGAAGGCUAUUUUCGCAGGUGGCAUUGCAGGAGGCAUUGAGAUCUGCAUCACAUUCCCCACGGAGUAUGUGAAGACCCAGCUACAGUUAGAUGAGCGAGCUAAUCCCCCUCGAUACAGAGGCAUUGGUGACUGUGUUAAGCUGACGGUGCAGGAUCAUGGCUUGAGAGGUCUGUACAGAGGGCUUAGUUCACUGCUUUACGGGUCCAUCCCAAAAUCUGCAGUACGGUUUGGAACAUUCGAGGUUUUGAGUAACCCGAUGCGGGACGCUACGGGUCGGCUUGAUAAUAAAGCAAGUUUGCUGUGUGGACUUGGAGCGGGAAUUGCAGAGGCGGUGUUGGUGGUUUGUCCAAUGGAAACAGUCAAGGUGAAGUUCAUUCAUGACCAGUGCUCUCUGAGGCCACGUUACCGAGGGUUUUUUCAUGGUGUACGGGAAAUCAUUAGAGAUCAAGGUGUACGAGGGACGUAUCAGGGACUGACUGCUACACUUCUGAAGCAGGGUAGCAACCAAGCAAUACGGUUUUAUGUUAUGAAUUUGUUGCGGAAUUGGUACAAAGGUGAUGACCCUGCUCGUGACAUGCACCCACUGGUUACAGCCAUGUUUGGAGCAACAGCAGGGGCAGCGAGUGUUUUUGGGAACACGCCACUUGAUGUGGUGAAGACUCGAAUGCAGGGAUUGGAGGCUCAUCGCUACAAGAGCACGAUGGAUUGUGCAUUCCAGAUUUUAAAGAAUGAAGGCCCGUUAGCGUUCUACAAAGGCACAGUUCCUCGACUAGGCCGAGUGUGUUUAGACGUGGCCAUUGUCUUUGUUCUGUACGAGGAGGUUGUGAAGCUACUCAACAACGUCUGGAGAACAGACUGAAGAUGAACAAGUGCGCAGACAGAGACUGAACUAUCCAAACACAGUUGGCCACGUCAGUCAAGUCUAAGAUCCAGACUUUGAACCGUGACCUCUGGCCCAGUGGAUUUAAUCCAUCCAUCUGUGUCUGUAUAGUUGAAGCCAGGAUCUUGAGCCAUGAGAACGAACCAUGUAGCCUACACUAUAUUUAUUUGCGCACAAAAACAUAUGGAGCGUGUCAUCAGUUUGCACUCGUCAAUACAAUCGUGCAAGUGUCUUCUUUCUCACCACCAUGCUUUUAUAGAGGAUGUCGUGAGAUAGUUGAUGUAUGUGGCAUGAAAACUAGCACAACCAAAUACGCAGAUGUAUUAAUGUAACGCACAUGUUCCUUUGUCUUAGUUUACACUGGAAACUAUGGUAUUGUGCUUUGAUAUAUCUUGAUGUUGUUACACAUCUCAUGCCCAGACAUUCGUGUCGAUAUAAAAGUUGCAUGCGCGAAUGGUAUCAUCAAGACAAGGCCAGAUUUAUGUUUUGUCUUCCUUGUUUUAUAAAAUGCAAAUGGCAGCUUUUUUUUUUUUUGGUAGCUUAAUUUUUUAUAAGCUUUUUAUGUCCUUGAUUUCGCAGAAAGGAUGCCUAUUCUGUACUAGUUGCGCUACUUUUGUCUGUGUCUGAUAUGUACGCUUCAAGACUGAAUACAUCACACAGAUUCAAUAAACCAAAUAGGUUCAGCGUCUCAUCUUA